Messenger RNA from Aphanomyces astaci, 606 nucleotides. RefSeq lists its product as hypothetical. The transcript is spliced from 3 exons. Bases 1 to 579 code for a protein of 192 amino acids. The record is from RefSeq and is a predicted model, not a curated record. Lineage: Eukaryota; Oomycota; Saprolegniomycetes; Saprolegniales; Verrucalvaceae. Gene Ontology annotation, biological process: chromatin remodeling. Gene Ontology annotation, molecular function: nucleosome binding. Gene Ontology annotation, cellular component: Swr1 complex.
AUGUCGGCAAAGAAUGCAAAGCGGCAAUGGGACCAAACCAUGGCGUCGAGCGGUCUGGCGGUCCCCGGAAGUGCCAAGGUAUCGAGGAAGCGCUUCUCUGGGCGGACGGUAAAGAUCUCGAAAGCCAUGAAGCACGUGGACGAGGAAACGAGGCGACAGGUCCGGAAUGCGCGGUUGGACGCGUUAGAAGCGGACAACUACAUGGAAUCCACGGACGGUGCAGACGAAGACAUGUUUGUGCUGGACGACGACGACGAUGCCAAGAAGCCCACCAAGCCGAAGAGUAAAGCCAAGGCCAACAAGCAUCAAGUGCCGCAAGCACUCGGUCGUCAUCGCAUGGUGCGCAAGGUGAAGAGCUUACGUCAGCUGAUCUUCGAAGAGUGUGGGGACGGUAUGUCCUCAACCGACAUCAACUACGUGACGGCGGCCGUCAAGCCCGCCAAGACCCCUCCGCGGCACUUUUGCUGCGUCUGCGGACUGCUUUCUUCGUACACAUGCGGUCGAUGCGGCUCCAAGUUUUGCUGUGUUCGCUGCGGCAACCAGCACAAAGAGACGGGAUGCCUCAAGUUUAACAUGUGACUGUUACUGGUGAAGCGUAUAGCGAAG